GCAGGGAAACCGUUCAGCACCGUGUAGGCGUACUAAUAAAGUUCACUGACUCACAGCCACUGAUGCCAAACCGAUUUUACGACACGGCUUGGGACGCUAACGCGGCUGAGAGGAAAUUAAUGAUCCUUGAAAUCAAUGAUUUCAGUUCCUGCGGGUGUUUUUUCCCCCUCGAUCACCGACCAAAAGUCGUUUGCCCACCGUUUCAUUUAACACCGCCCCCGCUGCAAAGUCCCCACGGGGCACCCUGGACACACCGUGGGGGCGCGGCGGGGAUUUGAGCGCCUGUGUCAUCGGUCAUUGGUCCACGGGACCCUCGAGCAGACGCCUCCUUCUCUGCCACGAACACGCCACGCACCACUCAUCCCGACGACUCGGCGGACUGCGGAUGAGACUCUCUCUCUCGUCUGGGGGGAGGGCGAGAGGGUGGUGGAAGGGGGAGGAAAAACUUUCGGCCAGGAGAGUGCUUCAAGAGUCUGAUGCGCGGUUAGGUUAUCCGGGGUAAAGUGAUCACUGCCUGCGUAUGGAUUACCGAUAAGUGCAAAAAAGGAGCGCGCUCGUGGCAUUAGUUAUUUAUACAUUCUCGUAAAGCGGCGGCGAUGAGAGAGAGACGCCACAGUGGCGAGGAUCGCCCGCUCUGAACCGGAGGAGUCACCGGCAGACGAUGUCCCGACGCGUGAGUGCUUCUAGAGGAGACGAAGGAGGAUGAAGAAGGGGGGAGAGGGAAGGAGAGCGGCAGAGGUGGAAUAUAAUGAAGUUGAGUGGAAAAGGACUGUGCGCCGUCUUCUCCAGCACCCUCCUCUUCGCCUGCGCCCUGAGCGAAGUUGUCGUUGGACUAAGAUGCGUCUCGCUGGGAUCUACGGUGAGAGCGCAUUUCCACCUCGGCGCCGCGGCCGGCGCGUUCUACUCCGGGCUCCUUCUGGGCAUCGGGCAGGCGCUGCUGGGCUCCGCGCUGCUCUUCUGCAUGGAGAAGCCCGGCUGCAGGAAUUUCUCUCUCCUCGGCGUCGUGGUCUUCUUGUUGGGGGUCCUCACCGCCUUCUCCGGCGCGGUGGUGGACGGGGACACGGCUUCCCUGGUGGAGAGAAAAUACACCCAUUACUGCUUCCACUCGCUGGUCGUGAACCCCGCCUGCGAGCAGUUGAGGGAGUACCACCGGAGUCUGGUGGUGUCCACUGUCCUCAGCACCUUGGAGUGCCUCCUCGGGCUCCUCAACUUGGUGGUCAUCAAAAGGUACAAAACAGCGCAGUUUUCCAGGAGCAGGGAGUCUGAGGGGCGACGCGCCGGGGCGAUGCUCUUCAGCGAGGAGCGGGACUGCUCGGGGGAUUUCCAGCCGGUGUCUUACAUCAACUUGGGGGUUUUUAAUGUGUUCGACGAGACAGGCGCAGAGGUGCAGUGCGGGGGACAUCCGUCCAUCGAACUGCCGGGGUACUCGCCCGCGGACCCGGAGCUCAAUCAUUGUUUCCCGUUCUCCUACCCGCUCCCCAGCGAGCUGCCGCCCGCGUACGAAGACAUUUUCCCCGCCGAGGCGAGCAACACAUAGGCGCUCUGGAGCAGCGUUUCUCCUCCGCUGUGACAAUCAACGACUUUGUGCUUAAAACAGUUUCUCUCU
Gasterosteus aculeatus aculeatus (three-spined stickleback) is the source of this 1606-nucleotide messenger RNA. It is a transcript of the gene tmem271, whose product is annotated as transmembrane protein 271. The record is from RefSeq and is a predicted model, not a curated record. Lineage: Eukaryota; Metazoa; Chordata; Actinopteri; Perciformes; Gasterosteidae.